GAUCAACUAUCAAGUUGAAGAAAGUUGCCAUGGUACAAGUACUAGCUAGUACCGUACAGCCCAUGCUUCAAAUCCUUCGCUUCCGUGCGAGGGUCCUUCGCAAUAAAAAAAUUGCAUCACUUCACUCGAAGAGCGACCAAUAGCCAAACUCGCCCCCAGUCUCACAGAGGUACCGCACCUAAUAGUAUCGAACCGCAGAAGAAGUACUACCAGAUAGCUAGCAAUUACAAACAAAGCAGAACCAGACCAUGCUGUCCGCACUGAGUAAAUUGAACGCCACCAAAGCCACAACCUCCGAGACAGACAAGAUGUCGGACAAUAACAUUGAUGAGAACAUGAGCUCCGACUACAGCGACUUGCAGUCCGAAAAGGUAUCGAUGCGACGACUGGCUCGCCGGCAAACUCGAGCCAUUCACGGCCUGCGGCUCUGCUUUUUGAGCUUGCUCUUGGUCACUGGCGCUGUAGUGGCCGCCUCGGUCUUUUUGUAUACCCGCAACGCGCAAGAAGCCACCUUUUCGACGUUGUUUGAAGAUGCCGCCUUGGAAAUCAUGGACAAGUUUCAUGGCACAGUGGAGAAGAACCUGCAAGCUUCGACGACGCUCUCCAGCUACAUUACGUCCUAUGCCGUCCAACACAAUCUGAGCUUUCCCUACGUUACGGUACCCGACUUUGAACUCUUUGGUUCUCAUCUAAGGUCCGUAUCGGGCAGUCACAUUGUGCAUUGGAUGCCCUUUGUGACAGACUUGCAACGAGAAGAUUGGGAAGACUAUGCCGGGGACAAGCGAUUCCAGAUUGAUGACUCCUUUGUCAGGGAUCAACGGUAUCGAACCUUGCAGGAUGAAGAGUUUCACGUCGAUACUACUAGUACCUCCAACAACCAGAACGCCACCAAAGUACCGGUACAGGCUCCCAAGCAGGACUUGUCUGGGGUGACCAUUCUAGACGAUGGGACAGGAUACCAUCCAAAAAUCUUUAGUAACCAAAAAGGGGUGCCCUCGGAUGAUUCCGUGGGAGCGGGACCCUUCAUGGUCUUGUGGCAAAGAAGUCCCAUCAACCAUGCCAAGCAAAAGACCCUCAACACCAAUUGGGCCAAGCUACCCAUCUUGGCUCCGGACCUCAUUGGGACCAUGACGCGCGAACAAAAGGCUCUCAUCAAUACAGCCUCGGUACCUCCAAGUGAUUACUUUAAGGCCGGUCAAGAAAAGAAUCUCAAGCUUUCCCAAUACCGUCAAGACACGGAAAGCUUAAUCAAUGGUCCCAGUACCUACUUGACUUAUCCUGUCUUUGAUUCCCUACUCGCCUCCUCGGAAUCCAGAUCCGUCAAAGGCGUCUUGGCCACCAGCAUCUAUUGGAAAGUGCUGUUUUCCAAUCUCUUACCGGCACACGGAGCACCGCAGGGUAUCAUUUGCGUCGUACAGAAUUCCUUGAAUCAAUUCUUUUCCUUUCAAAUCGACGGACCGCAGGCCACGUUUUUGGGGUUUGGGGACUUUCACGAUCCAUCAUUUGAUGCCUACGAAUACGCCGAGAGCAUUCAUUCCUACUUGGACGCCCGGGCGGGACCGCGGAAUCGACCCUACACAUCCGUGUCGUUGAGUGACUCGGUCGAAUACACGUUGCGGGUCUAUCCUUCGGUGGAAACCCGCGAUGAAUUUGUCACCAACGAGCCGGUGGGGUUCAUGAUGGCCUUUGUGGCGGCAUUUGUCUUGGCGUCUGUCUUGUUUGUGCUCUUUUCGUAUCUAGUGGAAAGGCGACAAGAAAUCAUGAUGGAAAAAGUCAUUACCAAUGCCCAACGUGCCGCCUCGGCCGAGCGAGAGCUCAACGAGUUCAUGUCUCAUGAGGUCCGAAACCCGCUCGCCGUAGCCAUGACGGCAUGUUCCUUUGUCACAUCCGCUGUCAUGGAUGAUCCCAAGCAGUUGCUGGAGGAUGCUGAAACACGCCAAGAUGUGUGCAAUGAUCUGCGCGUGGUCAACUCCAGUUUGAACUUUAUCAAUGACUUUUUACGGUCCAUGCUGGAUACCCAUCGAGCAUCCAGUGGCAAAAUCAAAAUCAACAUGGCACCCACGGAUGUCCUUCGCGAUAUCUUGCAACCCGUCGCGUCGAUAUUGUACAAUCGUGCUUCCAACUUUCAACUUCUGGUGGAGUGUGAUCCCACGGAUUUGGUCAUUAUGAGUGACAAGAUUCGCCUGAAGCAAGUUGUUCUCAAUUUGGCACGCAACUCUACCAAGUUUGUGCAACAUGGAUACGUUCGUCUGAGGGCUGAAGUGGACCCUGUAACGAAUCAAUGCCGUAUCUAUGUCGAAGAUUCCGGUACAGGCAUUCCCAAGGAGAAACGCAAAACUAUCUUUGACAAGUACCAAGAAAGUUUGGAUUUGCUCAGUCAGGGCACGGGAGUGGGUUUGUGUCUCUGCAAGAAACUCAUGCAUUUGAUGGACGGUGAUAUUUGGUUGGAUCAAGACUAUCACAGUUCUUUGAAGGGACUUCCUGGAGCCCGGUUUGUGGUGGAAGUCAAUGCCGCUCCUCUGGACAUUGAUACUGCUGUUUCGAAGACCAUGCGCAAGGAUGACGAUACCUUUGCCACCAUGGCCGAAACUACAAGGGCUUCUGUUGAGGGCACUGCUAUGCCAGGGGUUAGACUCUUGGAUGAUUCCAUUCGGAUAUCGGAAAUGCAAGACAGCAAAUCCAGCUCGCCCGCAUCUAGCGAAGUAGAAGGAGAGGCGGAUUCAAAGAGUACCCCGGUCCUUCCCGCCGCUCCCAUGGUGCCGCCGAGUGAACCAAGCCUUGCCCCAUCUUCGAGUACUAUACAGCCAUCUCCUUUGGUUUCCUCGCCAUCUGACAAGCCCCCCGCGGCUGCCCCGCAAGGCCUACUUCCGCAAGGUCUUUCGGUCCUCUUUACAGACGACGACGCCAUGCUUCGAAAACUUUUUGUUCGUGCGACGAAGCGUGCCGUACCAUCGUGGUGCAUAGAAGAGGCGUCCUGUGGAGAAACGGCAUUGGAAAUGUGUGCUUCCAAAAGCUACGAUUUGAUAUUUAUGGAUAUGUACAUGUCGAGCGUCAACAAGCAGCUGCUGGGAACGGAAACCAUCCAACAGCUGCGAUCCCGAGGCAUUCGGUCGGUAAUAUGCGGUCUCUCGGCCAAUGACAUUCGUGAGAGAUUCGUCAAGGCUGGCGCCGAUGAUUUCAUAUUGAAGCCAUUGCCGUGCAAACCGGACCAAUUGACGAAAAUGCUUGCCGAUCUUUUAUCGCUUCGUGCUGACGACGGAGGAACGAAUUCUGAAACGAUGGAUGCAUAAACAAACGAGCAACACGUACAUGAGAUUUACACACCUACACACAAACACAUGACCUGGUUUCUUCAGAACGAGCUAGGUUCUGCCCUGUCCCAUCCAGGACCCCGCUAUCACUUCGUGGGUUCUCCCAUUCAUAUUCAUAGAGCCUAAUGCACGCAUAAGGAAGCUAUUUGCACAACCGCUGAGAAAGCACGAUAGUAUUGUAGGAACAGCCCAGCCAUCUUGCAACAAAACAGGAAACAUAAGAGGCAGGCUGCAUAGUACCGGUA
Seminavis robusta is the source of this 3556-nucleotide messenger RNA. The record is from the annotation of a GenBank genome assembly. Lineage: Eukaryota; Bacillariophyta; Bacillariophyceae; Naviculales; Naviculaceae.